Thyridium curvatum is the source of this 1734-nucleotide messenger RNA. RefSeq lists its product as uncharacterized. The transcript has 2 exons. NCBI's taxonomy places the organism in Eukaryota, Fungi, Ascomycota, Sordariomycetes, Thyridiales, Thyridiaceae. The coding region runs from base 1 to 1734 and encodes 577 amino acids. Gene Ontology annotation, biological process: lipid metabolic process. The record is from RefSeq and is a predicted model, not a curated record.
AUGCCCGGGCCGGACGACCUCGCACACCUCAUCCUGCCGACCCUCGCCGCCGACCGCCGCGAGACCCUCCGCCAGAUGUACCUCCAGGGCCUCGCGGACGGCUCAAUCCGGCCCUUCCUGCUCCCGCAGGCCGUGCUCGGUACCUUCCUAAUUCCCAUCCUCUACCUGGCCGUCCCGCACGCCCGCCUGCCCUGGCUGCGCCGCGCCCGCUUCGCCGUCUUCGCGGCCAUUGUCGCCAUCAACGCGCAUCUGCUGCUCACGGCCUCGAGCGCCAAUAUCGCCUUCGCCUACGCCGUCGGCCUGUCGGCCGCGUGGGGUGUCAUGUGGAGCGCCGCCCUGCUGCUGUGGAUGCGCCCGCAGGACGACCUCGCCCGCGUCGACGCCCGCGCCUGGAGCGGCACGGGAGCUCGCAGCCGCGCGAGUUCGCUGGCCGCCCAGGAUGGGCCGAUCGUGCUGAACCACGGCAACGGCAGCGCGCCAGGAAGUCCAGGCCCGUCGUGCAUCAUUCCCAGCAGUCCCAACGGCGCUGGCGGGGCUGGAGGCGUGCAUUCGCGUAAGCGCAGCGACGGGACGGUGCGGAGGCGCAAGUCGGUGCGUUUCACGGUGGCGCCAGACGAGGAUGUGGCGAGGAAGAUGGGCGAGUACGAGUACUACUGGCAAGGCUACCCGGCAGAAGCGUCGUUCAUGACCCGCCUGGGCUGGUGUACAGAUCUGGUUUGUGCAUUCAGGGGAUGCGUCCCAAACUUCACGCGGCCGGAGAACCCCCACGCCAACGAGCCCGUCAACAUCGAGUCCAUCCCGCAAGUCAGCGUCGCGGGCUCAAAGCGCUACACCACCCGCGCAGCCUUCUACCGCAACAAGCUCCUCCUCCUGGCGCUUGACUAUGCCGUCCUCGACGCCUGCUCCGUCCUCAUGAUGCAAGACCCCUACUUCAUCAUCGGCCCACUCCCUGUCCCGUCGUCCUCCACAGCGCCGCACCACCUCCUCCCGCCGCACCUCGCACGCCUCCCCUACCCAGUCCUGCACACCUACCGCGCCCUCCUCGCCUUCGCGGGCGUCCUCGCCGUCCUCCAGGCCGUCUUCACCCUCGACGCUCUCGUCCGCCUCUCCAUCCUUGCGCCCCUGGGCCUGAUCAUCCGCGGGCCCCGCGCCGACCUCUGGCACUACCCCACGGGCUUCGGCUCCCUCGCCCAGGUCCUCGACAAGGGCCUCCUCGGCUUCUGGGGCCGCUGGUGGCACCAGACCUUCCGCGCCGCCUUCACCGCGCCCGCCAUCGCGCUGGGCCUGUCCCCGUGGCCCACGGCGCUGAUCGCCUUCGUCCACUCUGGCCUGCUGCACGCCGCCGGCAGCGCCACGUCGGCCGGGCGGGACAAGACGGACCCGCGGGGCCCCUUUGCGUUUUUCGUGCUCGCGUUCCUCGGCGUCUGCGUGCAGGAGGCCCUGGGGCGGGCGCUGCGGGCUAGCGGCCUCGGCCCGGUGGUGUUUCGGCGGAGGUGGGUGCGGCGCGCGGGUAACCUCGCGUUCGUGGUGGCGUGGCUUGUGGCCACGCAGGGCCUCUUCGUGGAUGACCUGGCGCGCGGAGGGAUCUGGCUGCUUGAGCCUGUGCCGGCGUCGCCGCUGCGGGCGAUGGGCUACGGGCAGCCUGGCGAUCACUGGCUGCGUUGGGGGAAGGCGGAGAUCGUGCCGUGGUGGCACUGGGGCAGGCGGUGGUGGGAGUGUGGUAUUGCGCUCUGA